Molecule: messenger RNA, 481 nt
Organism: Drosophila persimilis
Lineage: Eukaryota; Metazoa; Arthropoda; Insecta; Diptera; Drosophilidae
Exons: 3
Coding region: 14-385 (123 amino acids)
Source: RefSeq, a predicted model, not a curated record
GUUGCGGCAUUAAAUGGGUUUAGAAUGGGUGUCAAAAGUAUGUUCGUCUGCUUUUUGUUGUUCAUCACACUCCGAUCCGCACAGAACAAACAAAUUUUUGUAUAGUUUCAAGUUCCUGUUUGGUUUCAGAAAUUUUACGGAUCGAAAAUGUGUGACCCUUGUGGAUCGUGCUGCGCUCCUUGCUGUGGUCCAUGCUGCGGUCCGUGCUGCGGUCCGUGCUGUGGUCCGUGCUGCGGUCCGUGCUGUGGUCCGUGCUGUGAUCCUUGCUGUGGACCCUGCUAUGGUCCCAAUGUCUGCGGACCGUGUGGCGCAACAGGACCCUGUUCGGGCUGCUUUGGCAGUUGCUGAGCAAUAUGAAUUACAAAUACCAAACUACAGAGUCUAAACCUUCCAUCACAAGUCCGAUGAAACCCGCAGAAAGCUUGAAGCUAUCGUUUAGUCUCUACGAAUAAAGCAUUUACAAAUACAAACAUUUCACAAA